AUGGCUAAGGAUGUAGUCGGCUUCGUCAAGCUGAACGAAAAUAACUACUUGGACUGGAAAUAUACAAUAAACUUUGUCCUGCGUUCGAUCGAACUUGACUCGUACGUGUUUGGCGACAAAAAACAGCCGAUAAAACUAGAGAAACCUGCAGAAUGGAAGGCAUGGAAAAUGAAAUCGUUGAAAGCGCUGCAUAUUAUAAUGGACUCUGUAGAGAGAAGACUGCAUCGUUAUCUGCUGCACUGCGAAUCUGGGACAGAAGCGUGGAACGAGAUAAAUUUAAUGUAUGAAGAAACUCACGCAGGUCUGGUGCCUUUAUGGCAAGAAUUCCACGAAUUCAAGUUCAAAGAUGGCAUAAAGGUGACCGAGCAGAUUGAUCAUUUCGGAAAGAUAGUAUCGAAGCUCAUUGCCAGGGAUGCUAAGCUGGACGAUGCAGCGAUACAGGCCAAGCUACUGAAUGUUUUGCCAAAAGCAUUUUUUCAGGUACGCAUAGCAUGGAACCUCAUUCCUCCAUUGCGCAGAAACCUGGACGACCUUUACAAGCUCAUAAUGGCGGCAGAAAAGCGUCUCGCAAAGGAACUAAAAGAAUUAGAGUCACUUAAGUGUGCCCUUAAACCGGUUAACAUUGAUGAAAGCGGAGACCAGACUGCGCAACAUAAGAAAAUCGGUAACGGUAAGAAAAAGUUUUAUUCAGAGCAACGAACGAGGUGCUCGAUUUGCGAAGAACGAGGACACAAGGCAGAAGAAUGUGCGCUUAAGACAUACGCAAAAACUCAAGUUAUAGCGUCGGUAAGCGGAGUAUGUCAUAAGACGACUGACAGUGACGCGGAUGCAUGGCUGACCGAUACAAGUGCCAGCACGCACAUGACUUUCCGAAAAGAUUUUUUCACCAGCUAUGAACCUUUAAGUGAGAAUUUAUACCUUAGAGUUGCUGGCGAUAGGUUCCUCGAAGUGCUAGGACAGGGAACAAUAAUCGUCACGGAGAAAAUAGGUGGAAAAAUUCAAGAGAGAAAGAUGCAAAACGUUCUUUUAGUGCCAGAGCUAAAGAAAAAUUUGUUCUCCGUAAGUGCCAUCAUCGAGAAAGGAUAUUCUUUUUACGCCGUCAAAACUCAUUGUGAAGUGCGCAAUUCGGAAAAUAAACUUGUUCACCGAGGUGUUAAAAAGAAUAGAGGAUUUUUCAAAAUGCUCUUCAAGAUCAAGUCACCUGCGUCCGCGAGAUACGGUCCAGUCGUAUCUCACGAGGAAUAG
This is a messenger RNA of Nasonia vitripennis (jewel wasp), 1245 nucleotides long. RefSeq lists its product as uncharacterized. The transcript has a single exon. NCBI's taxonomy places the organism in Eukaryota, Metazoa, Arthropoda, Insecta, Hymenoptera, Pteromalidae. The record is from RefSeq and is a predicted model, not a curated record. The coding region runs from base 1 to 1245 and encodes 414 amino acids.